AUGGACUUAUUUUGUCCUAUAAAACUUUGCGGCAUCAGUCACACACCUCUCUGUCUAGAUCAUUGGCAUAAACCUGAAAACCCGAAUGAAGCAUUAUUAGCUUGGGGAGAUACUGGUGGUUACCUCAACAUUUUGUUCUGGACACAUGCGUCGAUGGCAUUAUUUGACAAGCCCACAAAUUUGUCCACAGAAAAGGAGGAAUCAACAUUCAAUGUCUCUUUGAAUGAUGUUAUUCAAAAGAAAUCAAAAUUUGUUUCAUUUCUACGUUUACGUAUACAUACAGACUGGGUGCGUAAAGUAGCGUAUGUUCCUCAGUUAGAAGCUUUUAUUACAUGUGCAACAGUAUGGAAUAAUUCGAUGGUGAUUACUUGGUUAGAGAAGUUACCAUCAAAUGCUACUAUAACCAGAAAUCCAAAUGCAUUUUGUGAACCAAGAGCGGUAUCACGUCGUUCUGUGUUUACAGUGCAUCAGGGCAUAAAUGAUUUUGAUUUCCAUGAAGGGAAUAAUCAAAUCGCAACUGCUGGAGUUAAUUAUCAUGUUUGUCUAUGGAAUCCUUAUGUUGUUUCUAAACCGAAUGGGUUACUUAGAGGACAUAUGGCAGCUGUGGUGGCUGUUCAGUUUCAUAUUUCACGGAGUCGUUUACUCAGUUUUUCAAGAGAUCGUGUUCUACGUAUAUGGGAUGUUCAGUUACAAGUAUGCUUACAAAAAAUGAAUAGUGUUUGUCCAAAAGGAUUAAGCGAUGAGUCGGUUUCACUGAAGAAACAAAUUUCAACACAUAUGUAUUUCCAUGAGGAUAGAUUACGCUUGUUUCUUAGCUUUAAUCAUACUUUAACAGUUAUGGAAAUGCGAAUCAAAGUAAACGAUCGUAUUCAAAGCCAUGAAAAGCCAUUGAUUGGUAUCAUUUACAAUUCAGCAUUUAAUCAAAUUGUAUCUGCUGCUCAAAGUGGUACAAUAUCAUUUUGGUUAAUUGAAUCAGGUCAACGAGUUAAAACUAUCUCUCGUAGUCAUGGUGAAAGUGAACUGACGUGUUUAGUACAAGAUCCAACAGAGACUAAAUUCUAUACCGGAAGUACUGAUGGUACAAUUAAGAUAUGGGAUAUGAAUGGUUAUUGUUAUCAUACAUUGAUAUGCUAUGGUGGGUCGCAUGCUGAAGUCGGGCAGAUUGUUAUCCUUAAACGAUCAAUUAUUGUCAUGGGGAAUUCAACACAUUUCACUGUAUUUCGUACAACUAAUUUUCGGGAUCAUUAUGUUUAUCCAUCUGAAUGGAAAGGUGGUCCAGAACAUUCAGACGAUGUACUCAGUGGGACAGCAUUACCGCCAAAUGGUUUAAUUACUGGAUCCUAUGAUGGUGAAAUAGUUGUAUGGAAUACAAAUUCUGAAUUAGCUGCAAGACGUAUGACAGCACGUUGUAAAAAUUUUUCUGCUGAGUCACCAGAUUUUAUGUACAAUAUUUCACGUCUUAUAUUAUUAUCUACACGUAAACAUAUUGGAUCAGGUAGUCAAAAAGGUGCAAAUCUAGUCUCAUGUGGAGGUAAUGGAAUUGUACGCUUUUGGAAUGCAUAUUCAUGCAUUUUAGUGGGUGAAUUCUCCGCUCAUGAAAAUGCUAGUAGUAUUAUCAUGGCUAUUGAUAUUAACGAUGAGUAUUUAGCAACUGGUGAUGUUGAAGGUACAGUGAAAAUAUGGAAUAUUAAAGAUUAUUGCUUAAAUGAAGGUGAAAUGGAAGUGGAUUACGCACCAGAUUUAAUAGGCAAAUGGAGUGCUCAUACAGAUUUAAUUUCUGGUCUGUGUUUUUGUUCACGUGUGGAGCGUAGAACGCUUAUGGCUACUGCAUCUAGUGAUUGUUCAGUAGUUUUAUGGACACUUGAAGGUAUGAAGAUAGGGAUAUUUGGACAAGAAAUACGAUGGAAAUUAGAAAAUAUUCAACGAGAGAAUGCUUUACCAUCGAUAGCCAGUACAGAAAGUUGUGCAGAGGGAACAUCUGGUGAUCUAAUAGCCGAUACACCUGCAUCAAUGGAUAGUUUACAAAAAUUUCUAGACACUUGUCGUAGAGAAUCAAUAAGUCCUGAAUUCACUGUGGAAAUGUCAGGAGAACUAGAUGGUGAAAUGUCACUUGAAGAAAUGAAUAAGGCUAUAUCAAGUUAUCGUGUAAAUGCCUGGAAAAAUACUGUGCUAGGCAAAGUUUAUCAGGAAGUACGUUUGAGUAAACGUCAACGUAAACAACCAGUACUUUUAACAGAAUUGUUUGAUACACACGCUGAAGGUGCAAGUCAAAAGAAUCAGGGACCGUAUUAUGCUUUACACCUGAGUGAAUUGGAUCAAGUAACUGACAUGGAACAACCAGAUUUUAUGUUUCAUCCAGAAAAUUAUUUUACAGAUAAAGAAGAAAUUGCAGCUAUUACAGUGAAUAAAAACAAUCCUGAAUCUCCUCAGCAAGUCGUAGAGGAGAAUAUAUCGAAUUUCCAAGAGAACAUAUCUGGUGUAACAUCUGUUACAAGUCAUUUCAAUGAAGAAAGUUUAUUUCCAGAUUAUAUUAUAAAUUUUGAUAAACAAAUGCAACUUGUUAAUAAAUUUGUGAAUACUCAUCAUUCUUUUCUCAAUCUGAAAAAGAAUAAAUCAACUGACAAUCAUAAUAAUGAGAUGACUUGGAACAAGAGACAACAUUCAAAAUCUAAACGGAAAUACAAUCCAAUCCAUUUACCUCCAAUAAUUAAAAAGUAAACAAAGUUAUGCGGCAGCUUACUUAUCUAUCUGUCUAUCUAUCUUUAGUUUCUUUCUGCAUUUUAUCUUCUCUCAAAAUGUACGCUAUACACGUAUGUGAUAAUUCAUGACUUUAACCGUCCUAUUGCAUUAAAAGAAUACUGUACUUUAUAAUGAUGUAUGUCUUCUCUUCACAGAGUAAAUGCAUAGUUACCGACUUUAUUAGUAAAGA
Messenger RNA from Trichobilharzia regenti, 2929 nucleotides. NCBI's taxonomy places the organism in Eukaryota, Metazoa, Platyhelminthes, Trematoda, Strigeidida, Schistosomatidae. The record is from the annotation of a GenBank genome assembly.